Oppiella nova is the source of this 2940-nucleotide messenger RNA. NCBI's taxonomy places the organism in Eukaryota, Metazoa, Arthropoda, Arachnida, Sarcoptiformes, Oppiidae. The record is from the annotation of a GenBank genome assembly.
AUGGACAACAAAGCCAUCAAAGAACUGAAAUCAGACAAAUUGAAGGCCAGGGCUUGCAAUGACAUGAAAGAGUUGAUGAAUAUCUGCAACUGUUUGGGACGAAAGUAUUUGCAGACAAACAGAUAUAAUGAGGCCAUCGAUGAGCACAAGGAAGAGCUGGACCACAGUCUUCAGAUGGGUUGCCGUCGAUCGGAAGCGUCCGCCAGAAGAGCGUUAGGGGAAUGCUAUUCAGAGAUCAGUGAAUACCAGAAGGCGUUGUCUGAACACCACAAGUAUCUGUCGUUAUCUCAGAGUCUUUGCGACGACAUUGAGAUCCAGAGGGCGUUCGCCACAAUCGGACGGACACACUAUCUUCGGGCCCAAGAACUCUAUCACACGAACAAUGAGGUCAACAAAAAGGUCUUAAUGGAGGCCAAGAAUGCCUUCUCUAAGGCUUUGAAAUUAUGCGACGAAUUGACUGAACUCAAGGACAAAGAGUUGGCGGAAAUGCGAUCUCGACUUUACCUCAAUUUAGGUCUUGUCUUAGAAAUGAUGGGUCACUGGAAGGAAGCGAUGACUCAUUUGCAUCUAUCGAUCGCAUUAAAUAAACGAUUCGGUUUGACUGAAGACAUGUUUAGGUGUCAGUUGGCGUUGGCAUCGGUUUAUGAGAAGAACAAAGAGCUGCAGAACGCGUCCAACACUUACGACGAGGCCAUCAAAAGUGCGAAACUCCUGAAGAAUAGGACCCAUUUGUGCGACGCUCUCAUCGAAAAGGGUUUGGUUUUAAUGCGUUUACAUGCGUUUGAAGUCUCGCGGAAGUGCUUCAAAAAGGCCUAUAAAUUGAAUUCACCGAUCGUUGAGGACCGCGAAAAGGUCAUCAGAUAUCUUAAGAUUGCGUCCGUUAUAUGCGAUCACUUCAGAGAGAUGUCCCAAACAAGUGAUUCGGAAGUGAAGUUGAAUUUGUGCGACAAAUUGGGCGAUCAUUUCGUCGAAUUGAAACUCUUUGGAGUUGCCAUUGAUUUCUAUAAGAAAGAGUUGAAUCUUGCGAUUCAAUGCAAUAAAAGUGAUGCAGAAAUCGCCAAAAUCUAUGUCUCUAUCGCUCAGACAUACGGCGAUAAUAUGCAGUACACGGAAGCCAUCGAAUACUUCACUCACGAGUUGAACUGCAAUCGAGGGAAUGGUGUCGAAGAGAGUAAGACAUUGAAGAAUAUCGCAGAAAUGAAAGAGUAUUUAGAAGACGACAAACUUAAUGACGAUAUCAUCGAAACCUAUGAAAUGGCUUUAGAGAAGAUUGGGAACAGUGACACGAGUUUAUCACUUGAUUUGUUGCAACGAUUUUUAGCUUUUCUUAGAAGUCGUCGAUUAAAAUGUGACAAAAUUUUGGAACUCAACGACAGAAUCAAAGAACUUAGUCUUCAGAGAAGAACAGAAUGUGAACCAAUUGAAGAUGAAGAAGAAGAUAAUGAAGACAUUUAUGACAAAUAUAAUUUAAACGACUUAUCGGACUUCAGCAGUGGUUCCGAUGAUGAAGAAGUGAGUUCUUCAAACCGGUCUAAAAGAAUGGGUAAAAAGAUGAAAACGAAUCAAUUGGGAGAAACAGAUCUUCAUAGAGCGGCCAUUGAGGGGAAAGUCAAACUCGUCGAGCGAUUACUUGCAGACAAACAUCCCGUUCACGUUCGCGACCACUGCGGGUGGACUCCACUGCAUGAGGCCGUCAACAACGGACACAUAGAGAUCGUUAAGUUGUUGCUGGCGAACGGCGCCCACAUUGAUGACAAUGAAGGGGCCAAAUGUGAUGGCAUUACGCCAUUGCACGACGCCUGCAGUAAUGGUCACUUCAGUAUCAUUCGACUACUCCUAAGAAAAGGAGCGAAAGUAACGCUUUUGAAUAAUUCCAACGAAACGCCUUUGGAUUCGCUUCGGGAUUGGAAGCGGAGGUGUAGUGAAGAGAAGAGUAUCACUGAAAACGACGCCAAAGAGUUUAAACUCUUAGAGAAAGAAUUGGAGGAAUUGCUCAAUAAAGCAGGUUUUGUGCGCAAAAGUGUGUCCUUUCCUAAGGCAUUGAAUCGUACGGCAAAAGUUCAUUCGGCUUUAAUCCGGAACCGACGCUCCAGUCCUGACAUGGAUUCUGACGAUUCUUUAAACGCGUCGAUCCAUAAGUCUUCGUAUUCUCGGCCCAACAAUUUAGUGACAAAGAGUGCAAACGAUAUGGACAUCGAUUUCGAUGACCCCAGGACUGCACGAAGAGAGUACAGCGCAUCCAUUUCCAACUUAAGACGCAAUCGAGACGUUGAUACGAGUAAACAGAAGCCCCGACCGAAGGGCACUGCAAUGCCGGCGCUCAUAGACGAGAGGAAUCUUGUGAAUGAGAAUCAAUGGCUUAUCGAUGAUAUGCCGACAAACAAAAAGAGGUCGUGUUUGGAUGCUUUCGAUGCGUUCAACAAACGCUCAAAAACUAGUGAUAAUACAUUAAAAACUUCUAAGCCUUUGAGAUAUAAGUCAACAAAACAAACCAAUAUUGAUUCCCAAAGACAUGACAGUGAUUUGGAUAUGUAUUCUGACAGUGAAAGCACAUGUGAUUCCGGUGGUAGUGAACCAACUGUUAUUAACCCAAAGCCACCACUUCCCGAAUCCACUAGAGAUAUGAUGUCUAAAAAUAGUGUUUCAAACGCUGAAUCGCGAACUAAUUUAAAGCCGAUUCUGUUGAGGGUUUGUGUUAACGACAGCGACAACACUGUGUUUGUUAUUCCAGUGCUGAACAGGAGUGCCAACUGUUUGUGGCUCAAUAAAGAGGCCGAGAAGAGAUAUUUCUCGAAAUUUGGUGAAAAGCCUAUUCUAUCGCUGCAAACAACUGAUGGCGCGCUCCUCACAGACGAAGAUUGUAUUCUUGAUGUCAUUACUGGCGAUGAGUUAAAGGUUAACGCAAAGAUCGAGUCAUGGGUUUUGAAUCCAUUACCGGAU